This is a messenger RNA of Halichondria panicea, 1682 nucleotides long. Its product is annotated as EGF domain-specific O-linked N-acetylglucosamine transferase-like. The transcript is spliced from 12 exons. Bases 12 to 1568 code for a protein of 518 amino acids. Gene Ontology annotation, cellular component: endoplasmic reticulum lumen. The record is from RefSeq and is a predicted model, not a curated record. Lineage: Eukaryota; Metazoa; Porifera; Demospongiae; Suberitida; Halichondriidae. Gene Ontology annotation, molecular function: protein O-acetylglucosaminyltransferase activity.
AGUGUGAAAGAAUGGACUCUCUCAGGACCAGAUGUGUGUACUUGGCACUGUUUUUCCUAUGCUCACUGACAGUACAAAAUGCUAGUUCUAGCCAGCACAAUGGAACUACAGUGGACCACAUGUUGUCUGGUUACAAGUGCAAGGAGGAUUGUACCCCCCAGGGAGGUGCUGAUGAGCUCUGCUGGGGGUAUGAGAAGAGGUGCAGCAAGGAGAGGAGACUAUUUGUGCCUCAAUGUGAGGGACCAGCCAAACCUUGGUCCACAAAUAUUGAGGGCAAAGCAGAGGAUUUCUGGAAACAAGGAGACUUUGGCUACGUCAAGAAAGAGAUGGACUCUCUCACAACACUGUGCAAGCCUCAGGUUAAGGGCGACUCUAUGCUCAAGUGCUCUGAGAAUAUGAGGUACUGCAGAGCUAGGAACUUGUAUAUUGACUUUAGAAGAUUCAAAGAAAUGUCCAAAACUGAAGGAAAAUACAAAAGUUUUCUCGAGGACAUUUUCCAAGAGGGAGAGGUUGGAGGUCACUGCGAUUUGAACUCUGACCUUUUACGUAGUCAGGGUGAGCAUAAGUCUCCGCUACAGAGCUGGUACGCCGAGUUGGAGCGCUACACUAAUCUGACAUUCCAGCCCGGGAGGAGGGAGGGGUGUGAUGAGGUGGUCACCAAGCCAACAGUCUUUAUUAAACUGGAUGCCGGUAUCAACCUGUACCACCACUAUUGUGACUUCUUCAACUUGUAUGCUUCUCAGCACAUUAAUGGCUCCUUCUCUGACGACAUCUUCAUAGUCAUGUGGGACACAUCUUAUCGUACCUAUAUGGACCUGUUCUCUGAGACGUGGAAAGCUUUCUCCAGACACCCUCUCAAGAGGCUCUCAGACUUUGAGGGGAAAAGAGUGUGUUUCCGAGAUGCCAUGUUCCCACUGCUGGCUAGAAUGCGACAUGGUCUCUUCUACAACACAUACCUAGUGCCUGGUUGCCAUGGCUCCGGCCUCAUGCAGGCAUUUAGUAAACAUGUGAUUGAUCGGCUAGGUAUAGAGCAGUUGACCUCUGACCCUAGUAGAGUGAGAGUGACGCUGUUGUCUAGGAGUACCAAACACAGACGAAUUGUGAAUGAAGAGGAGUUGGUGUCAGCACUGAAGGGAGUACCGUACUUUGAUGUGAACGUCGUAGACUACAAGGCAAAAGUGUAUCCAUUUCUCAAACAAAUCGAGACGAGCCACAACUCGGACAUUUUCAUGGGCAUGCAUGGCUCAGGACUGACUCACAUGCUCUUCCAACCAGACUGGGCUGGAGUCUUCGAAAUCUACAACACAGAGGACCCUCGGUGCUACCAUGACCUGGCUAGACUGAGGGGGGUACGCUACGUCACCUGGGAGGACGGGGAGAAGGUGUGGCCAGAGGCAGAGGGCAAGCACCCCACCCUGGGCACUCAUCACGCCAAGUUCACUAACUACACUUUUGACCUCAAAGAGUUCAUGAGAAUAAGCACAUCACUGGGGGAGGAGGUUCGACAACGGAAAAUGGCCUAUUUAGGAGCUAAAGACUCGACCAUACAUACUCAUAAUGAACUGUAGGGGAGCUUAUAGUUUUUAUAUGCAUGUCAGUAUUAUAACACACAAGGCAUUUUUUUUAUUUUUUUUUAUUCAAUAACCUGUACGUUAUACAAAAUAAUAAUUUAUUUGGCAUGA